CAUCAAUCGAUCUGACGGCCCAGAUUUCUCCUGCUUCCUUCUAUAUAUUCUCUUCAUUUCUCUCUUUCGGCAUAAACCACCCGACUGAUCAGUGAAGCUUCUAGGGUUUUUGCAUCGCGAGCAAGUUGACGAAGAACAAGAGCAAGAACAAGGUUGCUUCAAAAUGGCUUUUUUAAGUAAGUUUGGAAAUAUACUGAGGCAGGGUGCAAAUAAGAGGAUUGGAUUAGAUUUGCACCGUUCCAGUUUGUCUCUCUCUCAAGCUGUACGAUGGAUGUCUUCCAUGGAAAGUUCAAAAGUUUUUGUCGGAGGUAUUUCGUUCAGCACUGAUGAUCAAAGUCUCAGGGAAGCCUUUACCAAAUAUGGGGAAGUAAUCGAAGCUAGGGUCAUUGUAGACCGUGAAACUGGAAGAUCCAGAGGAUUUGGAUUUGUGACUUACACCUCUAGUGAGGAGGCCUCUAGUGCCAUCCAGGCAUUGGAUGGACAGGACCUUCAUGGUCGCCGAGUGAGAGUGAAUUAUGCUAAUGAUAGAGCUCGUGGUGGUGGCGGUGGUUAUGGCGGUGGCGGCUAUGGUGGCGGCGGUUAUGGUGGUGGUGGAGGUUAUGGUGGUGGUGGAGGUUAUGGUGGUGGUGGGGGUUAUGGAGCUGGUGGCGGGGGGGCUUAUGGAGGUGGUGGCUAUAGUGGUGGUGGUGCUGGAGGUUAUGGUGGAUAUUCUGGAAUGGGUGGGGGCAAUUAUGGCGGAGGAAGUGGAGGAAAUUUUAGUAAUGAUUAUGCCAGUGACAACCGUGGAAGUGUUGGUGGCUUUGGUGGUAAUGAUGCUGGCUACAACGCUGCUAGCAAUUUUGCUACUGGAAACACAUUCGGUAGUGAAAGUAAUGCAGGUUUUGGUAGCAGUGACUAUUUUGCCAAGAGCGAGGGGGAACAAUUUGGCAGCAAUGAAACAAACACCAUGAAGGCAUCUGGAGAGGAUCAUUUUGAAGAAAAUGCUAGGGAUGAAGACGAUUCAAACGACUUUGCUAAAAGAGCCUGAUAGAUUUUUCCAUAUGUGCUAUCCUCCAUAGUUAUAACUUCAACUUCAUCCAGCAUUUUUGGUUAUGGCCAUGUCCAUGUAGAUUUUCCCUACAUUCUCUACCGUACUGGAACCCUCUGACUUUGUUUCAUAUGUUCGAGACUUGCUUCGAUGAUUGUGAAUUUUCAAUUGAACUUCCAAUCUAGUUUCUUCUCAAUGAUAAAUAAGUAGUGUUUUUUUUUU
Messenger RNA from Cucumis sativus (cucumber), 1249 nucleotides. RefSeq names its product glycine-rich RNA-binding protein blt801. The record is from RefSeq and is a predicted model, not a curated record. Gene Ontology annotation, molecular function: RNA binding. Lineage: Eukaryota; Viridiplantae; Streptophyta; Magnoliopsida; Cucurbitales; Cucurbitaceae. The transcript is spliced from 5 exons. Bases 164 to 1027 code for a protein of 287 amino acids.